Molecule: messenger RNA, 1242 nt
Organism: Eremothecium sinecaudum
Lineage: Eukaryota; Fungi; Ascomycota; Saccharomycetes; Saccharomycetales; Saccharomycetaceae
Gene: ISR1
Product: putative protein kinase ISR1
Exons: 1
Coding region: 1-1242 (413 amino acids)
Biological process (GO): protein phosphorylation
Cellular component (GO): cytoplasm
Molecular function (GO): protein serine/threonine kinase activity; ATP binding
Source: RefSeq, a predicted model, not a curated record
AUGGAGGUGAGUGUUUAUUGUACACCGCCUUCCUCCCCUUUUCAAGGCGUUAAAGGAAAGGCUGAUGGUGUAGAAGUUAAUAUGAGAGAGAGGUCAUGGCAGGAAGAUAGUUCUUCUAUACCUACACCCGAAGUUACAUCAUCGAUACUGCCCUAUGCGCAUGCUUCGUUAAACUUGCCAUCGCCUCACACUCCGGGGGUGGCUUUGGAGGACAGUAGGGAGUUUGGUACCAUGGCGUACACAAUUGCGGAAUUUGUGAGGAUAUUGAACCUCCAGGACUCUCAGCUAGUUGCAGAUGUGCUUAAAGGAGAUAAAAAAAGCCCCGAGGACUAUGUGAAGAGGCUAGUCUGGAACGAGUUGAGCGUGCGCAGAUGGCAAAUGAGUUCAAAUCCCAUUGGGCAGGGUUCUUCUUCUUAUGUUUUUGCUAUUCGGGAUGCCGAGGGUGAUACGAGCCUGGCUCUAAAAAUACCUCUUUCUAGAAAUAAAGCAUCUAUAAUGUUACACGAGGUCCUAAUAUACUCGUAUUUGGCACAGCGGGCGAAACAGAGUCUUUCAAAAAUGCAUAUAGUUCGUUUCUAUGGUAUUGCGGCGAUAACGCGGCGGCAAUUUAAGCGUCUACGGUCUAAUGAUGUCGUGCCUGCAUUAGUGUUGGAUAUGGCUGAUUAUACAAUGAGGAGCUUUACUCAGAGUCGGACUGUUACGAAAGCACAGUGGUGGAAGUUUACAAACGAUCUUCUAUUGUGCUUACAGUUCCUUCGCGGUAAUGCAGUUGUCCAUGGCGACAUUAAAACUGCAAAUAUACUUGUUCAAGGUUACGAUGCAUACUUGGUAGACUUCGCUUCUGCUUCAAUUACGGGAACUAAUAUGAAGAAGGCUGUUGAAACAACUUUACAGUACAGUUCUCCAUCCUUGAUAGAGGGUAGUAGACCAUGCUACGAUAGUGAUUUGUACGCAGCAGGGUUGUGCCUGCUUACAUUGAUUACUAGGUUUGAACCAUACCAAGAGCUUUCUAUGCUAAACUCGCAUAGUACCCAUACUUCAAUGAAUUCGUUACACGAAAAGCAAUGGCUCAUGAAUGCAAUCUGCAAGCGGGAACCCAUCAAGUAUAAUGUUUUGAAACCGGAGCUACAUCAGCAAUGGGCAGAAGAAUUACAGUUUUUAGAGCGCUUCUUUGCGAAUGAUACACCUAUUUCGCUAGAGAACUGGAUUACAGAAGCAAAUUCACGGAUAAAUGAUAAAUGA